AUGGCGUCUGUUAAAGAGCUUCUUGUGGAUUCACUGAAGGAGCUGGUAGAAGCUGAACUGAAGGAGUUUCAUUGGCGCUUAAUGAAUGCAUAUAAGUGUAUAUCAAAGUCUGAAAUGGAAAAGGCAGAUAUAUUCGACACAGUGGAAAAGAUGGUGGCAUGUUUUGGACCAGAAGGAGCUGUGAAGAUCAUGGUGGACAUCCUGAGAAAGAUGAAGCAGAAUGAUCUGGCUGAUCAGCUGGAGAAUGAACACAAGCAAGCUGAUGAUGAUGGGGGUAUGAAGACAUCUGUCCCUGUUGGAGAACUGCAAAACUUCUUGAAAACUCACAAAAACAACAUGACAAAGAAAGCUAAAUUUAUUUUUGAGGGCAACAAAGACAAUGACACAGAUUUCAAGACUGUUUACACAGAGCUGUUCAUCACAGAGGGAGAUAUGAAAGAUGUAAAUCAUGAACAUGAGAUUCUGAAGAUUGAUAAUACUUUCAGGAACAAAAAAACACAGGACAAACCAAUCAAAUGCAAUGAUAUAUUUACUGAACUGAGAAAAAACAAUGAGGAGAAGAUUGUGCUGACCAAGGGAGUCGCUGGCAUUGGAAAAACUGUCUCUGUGCAUAAGUUCAUCCUGGACUGGGCAGAAGGAAACACCAAUCAGGAUAUAGACUGUGUGUUCCUGCUUCCAUUCAGAGAGAUCAAUGUAAUUAAAGACAGAGAGGUCAAUCUCCAUGAGUUUCUGCUGAAAUUUUAUCCUGAACUGAAGGACCUGGAGAAAUCAAAGUUAUAUAAGAAAUGUAAGCUAGCGUUUAUAUUUGAUGGACUUGAUGAGAGUCGCCUGCCAUUGAACUUUAAAAGUGACACAUUGGAAACUGUUGAGGAAAGAGCAUCUGUAGAUGUGCUGUUUACAAGUCUGGUCAAAGGUAAGCCCCUUCAAUCAGCUCUUGUGUGGGUGACAUCACGACCAGCAGCAGCCAAUCAGAUCCCUCCUCGGUUUGUGGGUUUGUUCACAGAAGUGCGAGGAUUCACUGAUGAACAGAAGGAGGAUUACUUCAGAAAGAGAAUCACAGAUGAGACUCAGGCCUCCAGAAUCAUCUCGCAUAUUAAGACGUCUCGUAGUCUCUACAUCAUGUGCCACAUUCCUGUGUUCUGCUGGAUCACAGCCACAGUACUUCAGGAUAUUCUUAUCAAGAACAAUACAGAGAACAUCAGCACAACACUCACUGAAAUGUACAUUCACUUCCUGCGGAUACAGAUGGACAUGAAGAAUCAGAAGUAUGAUGAAAAAGAAGAAAGUGAAUGUACAGAGCACUUAAAAUUAAAUAGAAAGAUGAUUUUGAAGUUAGCUAAGCUAGCAUUUGAACAGCUGAAGAAGGAAAACAUUGUGUUCUAUGAGAAAGAUCUGAAAGCAUGUGGUAUUUAUGUAAGUAAAGACACUGAGUUCACAGGAAUGAUCGCUGAGAUCUUUAGGAUGGAAGAUGGACUUUAUAAGACAAAGGUCUUCUGCUUUGUGCAUCUGAGUGUUCAAGAGUUCCUCGCUGCAGUGCAUGUGUUCAUCUGUUACCUGAAGAAGAACAGGCGAGAGCUUCGGUUUUUCUUUGAAGAUUCACAAACUACAGCCAGACAAAAACUUCAGUUCUUCUUAAGAAAUGUCAAAUUCCAUGACUUAACAAAGAGGACCACUGAUAAAGCCAUGCAAAGUAAGAGAGGACAUCUGGACCUGUUCCUGCGGUUUCUGUUGGGCAUUUCACUGGUAUCCAGUCAGAACCUGCUCAAAGGCCUGAUCACACACACUAAAGACACCAGUGUGAGCAUCAGACAAACAACUGAAUACAUCAAACAAGUACAAAACAAGAAUAUCACAGAUGAAGCUUCAGUCAACCUAUUCUACUGCUUACUUGAGCUGAAAGAUAAUUCAUUAUAUGAGGAAAUCCAGAGUUACCUCAGUUCAGAUGAACAUCCAGGAAGAGACCUCUCAUCUUCAAUGUGCACAGUACUGACCUACAUACUGCUGAUGUCAGAGAAGGUGCUGGAUGAGUUCAAACCAAAGAGGUUCACGUCAUCUUCAAACUACACAAGACUCGUUCCAGCUGUGAGAUGCUGCAGAAAAGCCCUUUUUGACGGCUGUGGUCUUGAUGAAAUAUGCUGUGAAUCUGUGUCUUCUGCUCUACAAUCGUCAAACUCUCAUCUGACAGAGCUGGACAUGAGUAGCAAUCACCUGCAGGAUUCAGGAGUGAAGCUGCUUUCUGAUGGACUGAAGAGUUCACACUGUCAACUGAACAUACUGAGGUUAUGUGGAUGUAAUCUCACUGCUCAGUCCUGUGAGAGUUUUUCUUCAGCUCUACAAUGCUCAAAUUCCCAUCUAAAUGUGCUGGACCUGAGUAGCAAUUACCUACAGGAUUCAGGAGUGAAGCUGCUUUCUGAAGGUCUGAAGAGUCCAAACUCUAAGCUGGAGAUAUUGAGAUUUUCCAUCUGUAACCUCACUGCUCAGUCUUGUUGGAGUUUGUCAUCAGUUUUUACAAUCAUCAAGCACCUGUCUCAGAGAGCUGGACCUGAGUAACAAUGACCUGCAGGAUUCAGGAGUGAAGAUGCUUUCUG
Cyprinus carpio (common carp) is the source of this 2588-nucleotide messenger RNA. Its product is annotated as NACHT, LRR and PYD domains-containing protein 3-like. The transcript has 6 exons. Bases 1 to 2550 code for a protein of 849 amino acids. Lineage: Eukaryota; Metazoa; Chordata; Actinopteri; Cypriniformes; Cyprinidae. The record is from RefSeq and is a predicted model, not a curated record. Gene Ontology annotation, molecular function: protein binding.